UCAUGGCGUUCGUAGUACUAGCUGCGCUUGCCAUUUUAUUUACAUGUAUAUUAUUUAUUAUCCGACUAUAUAUUGUCGUGAAGACUGGUUCAAAUUAUCAACCUGGAGCCAAGGGUUCGAUCUCUGUUCUCGUCGUUGCGGGAUCAGGUGGGCACACCACAGAGAUCUUGCGGUUGAUGGAGUGCCUAUCUGCAGCCUACACACCUCGACAUUAUGUUAUUGCUGACACUGACAGGAUGAGUGAGGAGAAAAUCAGCACCUUUGAAAGCUCUAAAGAACACUCGGAGUCACAGUUCACCAUUUGCCGGAUCCCACGGAGUCGGGAGGUGCAUCAGUCUUGGGGUUCUUCUGUUAUCAGCACCCUGAAUGCCCUAUGCUACGCUCUUCCUCUAGUGUUCAGAAUCAGACCUGACAUGGUGCUGUGUAAUGGUCCAGGGACCUGCAUUCCUGUGUGUGUGGCAGGACUCAUGCUUGGAAUUCUUGGAUUGAAGAAAGUCCUGAUAGUUUAUGCUGAAAGUAUUUGCCGGGUGCAGACGCUGUCGCUCACAGGGAAGAUUCUGUACCCGAUAUCAGACUAUUUCUUUGUGCAGUGGUCCUCUCUGAGGGACAGUUACCCCAAAUCUAUUUUCCUUGGAAGAAUAGUUUGAAAACUUUUAUUACAGAUGAGCGCAAAAUACCCGCACAAUUAUACCACCCGGAUUCCAAAGUUACUUAUGCUGUGGGAUCUUGCAAACAAGUAUUUUCUGAGCUUUCAACAACUUUCUCAGUCUUUUGUUUGUUUCCCCAAACAAUUUGGGACAGGACCAAAUUGUUUGAAAGACAUUUGAAAGGUGUUACUGGCAUCAAAUCCAGAAUAAGCAUAUAUUUACAAAAAUCAAGGAAAUUGAGGAGGUAAAACAAUAAUAAUUUGUCUUCUAUACUGUUUUGAUAAAUUAUCAUAUCAGUAUGUAUGUUUUACAAAGUUUGCCAGCUUUUUAGAAACACAGUUUUAUGUUGCAAUGUUUGCAUUGAUGUUUGUGAAUAAAUACUUUUUAUUUCUAAAUGAUAA
Molecule: messenger RNA, 1048 nt
Organism: Scatophagus argus
Lineage: Eukaryota; Metazoa; Chordata; Actinopteri; Scatophagidae
Gene: alg14
Product: ALG14 UDP-N-acetylglucosaminyltransferase subunit
Exons: 4
Coding region: 3-647 (214 amino acids)
Biological process (GO): dolichol-linked oligosaccharide biosynthetic process
Cellular component (GO): UDP-N-acetylglucosamine transferase complex
Source: RefSeq, a predicted model, not a curated record